Molecule: messenger RNA, 780 nt
Organism: Botrytis deweyae
Lineage: Eukaryota; Fungi; Ascomycota; Leotiomycetes; Helotiales; Sclerotiniaceae
Exons: 3
Coding region: 1-780 (259 amino acids)
Molecular function (GO): protein binding
Source: RefSeq, a predicted model, not a curated record
AUGGCAUCAAAAACACCGCGCACCCUGGAAGAUAUGGCAUAUAAACCAAGCGAUAAAUGUGGACCCCCAGAUUUCACUAUUAAGUGUAAAGGCCAUUCAUUUCUCGUCCACAGGGACAUCGUUGCUCCGCAGUCUAAACCAUUGGGUGCUGCGAUGGACACUGAGAAAUUCUUGGAAGGAACAAGAAGAGAAAUGAUACUGAGCGACGAAAACGAUGACCCAGAAAUCGUGGGAUUAAUGGUCGAAUUUCUUUACACCGGGGAGUAUACUAUUUCCUUUCCCUCUAAUACUUCCUCCUCGGCACGCUACUCAUCAGACGAAGCGAUUAGAUGUAUCCGCCACGUAGCACUGCACAUCUUCUCUGAUCUCUGGGACAUUCCCUCUUUACAAGUCCUCACUCUCUCGAAUCUUCAAACUACCCUUUCACAUCUUCCUUUAUCAUAUUUCACAUCGGUGUUGCGAUAUAUCUAUGAAGAAACCCCGGGAUCGUAUACGCGCGUUAGACAGAUAGCUGUAAAGGCUUUGAUGGAAAGAUUUACAGUUGGGGAAAUCAUGAAGGAUAAGGAGUUGAGAGAGCUGUUGAGUGCGGAUGGAGAGUGUGCUGUGGAUUUGUUGGUUUGGGGGGAGGAGAGGAGAGUCCAGAGAGAGAGGAGAGUGGGGAGAGAUUGGGAACAGAGUGCAGUGAGGGGAAGAAGAGUGUGUGAGGAGAGUAUGGGGAGAAAGGGGGACAUUUUUGGGGAUCGAACAGGAUGGGCUGAUCAUACUGGUGCGAGGUUUUGA